This is a messenger RNA of Cyanistes caeruleus (blue tit), 1386 nucleotides long. NCBI's taxonomy places the organism in Eukaryota, Metazoa, Chordata, Aves, Passeriformes, Paridae. The record is from RefSeq and is a predicted model, not a curated record.
GCGCUGUCCCUCAGGAUGGACCGGAUGACGGAGGACGCGCUGCGCCUGCUCAAGCGGAGCCUGGAGCCGCCGGAGGAGCGCGAGGACGUCCUGGCCAAGCGGCUCAAGAUGGAGGGGCACGAGGCCAUGGAGAGGCUGAAGAUGCUGGCGCUGCUCAAGCGCAAGGACCUGGCGGGGCUGGAGGUGCCCCACGAGCUCCCGGUGAAGCCGGACGGGAUCAAGGGAUACGAGGAGAAGCUCAACGGGAGCCUGCGGCCCCACGGGGACGGGCGGAGCGCGGCUCGGCCGGGCAAGGAGAACAUCAACGACGAGCCCGUGGAUAUGAGCGCCAGGAGGAGUGAGCAGGACCGGGGCCGCCUGACCCCGUCCCCGGACAUCAUCGUCCUGUCGGACAACGAGGCCUCCAGCCCCCGCUCCAGCUCCCGCAUGGAGGAGCGGCUCAAGGCGGCCAACCUGGAGAUGUUCAAGGGGAAGAGCCUGGAGGAGCGGCAGCAGCUGAUCAAGCAGCUCCGGGACGAGCUGCGGCUGGAGGAGGCCCGGCUGGUGCUCCUCAAGAAGCUGCGGCAGAGCCAGCUGCAGAAGGAGAACGUGGUGCAGAAGACCCCCGUGGUCCAGAACGCCGCGUCCAUCGUGCAGCCGUCCCCCGGCCACGUGGGGCAGCAGGGCCUGUCCAAGAUCCCCUCCCGGCCCGGAGCCCAGGGCGUGGAGCCGCAGAAUUUAAGGACAUUGCAGGGCCACAGCGUGAUCCGCUCGGCCGCCAGCUCGGCGCUGCCCCAAUCCGGCUCCUCGGUGCCGUGCCAGCGCUCGUCGUCCUCCGCCAUCUACAUGAACCUCGCGUCCCACAUGCAGCCGGGCUCGGUGGCCCGCGUGUCGUCCCCUCUCCCCAGCCCCAGCGCGCUCUCCGACGCCGCCAAUUCCCAGGCGGCCGCCAAGCUGGCGCUGCGGAAGCAGCUGGAGAAGACGCUGCUGGAGAUUCCGCCCCCGAAGCCGCCGGCGCCGCUCCUGCACUUCCUGCCCAGCGCGGCCAACAGCGAGUUCAUCUACAUGGUGGGGCUGGAGGAGGUGGUGCAGAGCGUCAUCGACAGCCAAGGGAAGAGCGCGCCGGCGGUGCCGCGCGUGGAGCCGUUCGUGUGCGCGCAGUGCCGCACGGAUUUCACGCCGCACUGGAAGCAGGAGAAGGGCGGGCGGAUCCUGUGCGAGCAGUGCCAGACCUCCAACCAGAAGAAGGCGCUCAAGGCCGAGCACACGAAUCGCCUCAAGAACGCCUUCGUCAAGGCCCUGCAGCAGGAGCAGGUCGGCAUUCCCGGGAAUCCCAAACUGCCGGGGCUCGUCCCAUCCCAAAGCGUCCCAGAACGCUCAUCCCAUCCCAUUGUCCCCAUCCGGUGA